Cebus imitator (Panamanian white-faced capuchin) is the source of this 953-nucleotide messenger RNA. Its product is annotated as torsin-1B-like. The transcript has a single exon. NCBI's taxonomy places the organism in Eukaryota, Metazoa, Chordata, Mammalia, Primates, Cebidae. The record is from RefSeq and is a predicted model, not a curated record. Bases 75 to 380 code for a protein of 101 amino acids.
AAGUCCGUCCCGCCUGUCGGCCAAGGGUCCCCGAGCUCAGCGGCUGCUCUAGUCUGCGGGCUGCGAGGUGCGGGAUGUUGCAGGCCGGGCGGCUCCGGGGCGACGCGGCGUUGGCGCUGCUGCUGGCGGCCCGAGUGGUGGCGGCGUUCGAGCCCAUCACCGUGGGUCUCGCCAUCGGGGCCGCGUCGAUCAUCACCAGCUACCUGACCUACGAUGACAUCUACUGCCGCUUCGCCGAGUGCUGCCGCGAGGAGCGGCCGCUCAACGCUUCGGGUACUGCGCGCGCGCGAGCGGCGGGUCGGCGCUGCUGGGGGCGCCGGGGCCUCUGUGACCCCUGGCGGGGCGCUGGCGCGCGGAGGGACGGGCCGCGCGGCCUCUAGACGGCGGUAGUCCCAGCCGGGGUGGGCGGGGAGCGGAGGCGGCGGCCCUGGAAACCGUUCGACCGUUCGCGGAAACGCGGUCCGGACUCCAGCCCUGGAAGCAGUGCCUUCGCAGACCGCCUCCAGAUCGUGCGCCUCUGCCCAGCGCCUUUCUGAAGUUCCCGUUCCUGGGGAUCACAGGCUGAAGAAACGGAAAGUUCCGUGGCCAGCCCUUCUGCGCCCUGCCCACCCUAUCAGGUGGCUUUCAGACGUGCGGCGUCGCCCACAAAGCCCACAUUGGGCCCCCGGUUUUCCUUCAGGCCAGCAGGGAUGGCUGGGAAUAGAAAGCUCUCAGUCGAGCGAUGGUUCAUAUCUGGAUGGAUGAGCAUUUAGCCUCCCUAUCCGACGCCGAAGCGUUAAGGACCUCCACGUAAUGCAUUUCCUUGAAAGUGGCAUGAGUGCCUCAGUGUCGUGCUGGCCCUAGGGUUUGGCAGACACCCUGCUGGGUCCCUGGAUAAUCUGUGCUUCUCGCUUUGACCAGCUGGGAUAGUGCUGCGUUGCUGAUGCAUUUGUUUUUUGUUUUUUGUUUUUUUU